AUGCGUUUCCAAACUUUCCUCCUCGCAGUUUCUUUUAUUGGCACGUCCAUAGCUAUGGCUAUUAGCCCCAGAAUUGAGAUAAACUCUGAAUUUGCUGCAGAGGGUGCUCUUGAGGCACAGCCUAAUCGUGAUGAUUGGUGA
Messenger RNA from Botrytis byssoidea, 141 nucleotides. RefSeq lists its product as uncharacterized. The record is from RefSeq and is a predicted model, not a curated record. The transcript is spliced from 2 exons. Bases 1 to 141 code for a protein of 46 amino acids. Lineage: Eukaryota; Fungi; Ascomycota; Leotiomycetes; Helotiales; Sclerotiniaceae.